AUGACACUGUCUUUGAUUCUUCCUUUAGUUUCGCAUCAUUUUAAUGAGAUUUCUUCUUUUCUUUAUAUUUUCUUUUUUUUUUCUUUCAUUCGUUCGUUUUUCGUCUCAUUUCUUCCAUCGAUUCAGAGUGAUUCUUUCCCUUUUGUCUCAAAUCGGCUUAAUGAGACGUUUUUCUUUCUUUCUUUCUUUCUUUCUUUCUUUCUUUCCCAUUCCCUUCCUUUCUAUCCUUCUUUCUUUAUGUCUUUCUUUCUUUUUCCCCGUUCCCUAUCUUCUUUCUUUCCCACUACCUUUCUUUGUUUCUUUCUUUCCUUUAUUUAUUCCUCAUUUCCUUUCUUUCUUUCUUUCCUUUAUUCAAUUAUUUAUUCCUCGUUGACUUUCUUUCUUUCUUUCUUUCUUUCUUUCUAUCUAUCCCAUUUCCUUCCUUUCUAUCCAUCUUUGUUUGCCUUUCUUUUUUUCUUUCUUUCUUUUUCCCCAUUCCCUAUCUUCCUUCUUUCCCACUACCUUUCUUUGUUUGUUUCUUUCUUUUAUUCAUUUAUUUCUCAUUGCCUUUCUUUUUUCUUUCCUUUAUUUUUUCUUCAUUUCCUUUCUUUCUUUCUUUAUUUCCUUCCUUUAUUCAUUUAUUUAUUCCUCGUUGACUUCCUUUCUUUUAUUCAUUUACUAGCAGGCUUCACCCGCUCGCCAUCGCUUCGAAAUUAA
Molecule: messenger RNA, 696 nt
Organism: Acanthosepion pharaonis
Lineage: Eukaryota; Metazoa; Mollusca; Cephalopoda; Sepiida; Sepiidae
Source: the annotation of a GenBank genome assembly